Molecule: messenger RNA, 1857 nt
Organism: Hemibagrus wyckioides
Lineage: Eukaryota; Metazoa; Chordata; Actinopteri; Siluriformes; Bagridae
Product: cytochrome c oxidase assembly protein COX18, mitochondrial
Exons: 7
Coding region: 127-1209 (360 amino acids)
Biological process (GO): protein insertion into mitochondrial inner membrane from matrix; mitochondrial respiratory chain complex IV assembly
Cellular component (GO): mitochondrial inner membrane
Molecular function (GO): membrane insertase activity
Source: RefSeq, a predicted model, not a curated record
GUCGCCGUCCUGUCAUGCUGCACUGACAUUUGCCGGGCUAAAAUGUCAACUUGUGGUAGAUAAUAAUGUCUAAAUGCGCUUUUUGUAAUAAAUUAUUGAAGAAUGUAAUCGCUUGUUUUGUGCAAGAUGUGGAAUAACGUCGGAAGGCUCUCCACCAUGACAUGCUUGAAAAUCUUUCCUGGAUCCUUAAGGUCACAUUUGCGUGGCGUCCAGUUGGCAGUAAAAGCCCAGGUGAGAUGUAUCUCUCAGGGCGUGUCCAGGACAGACUCCUCCCCCCGACCUGCUCGCUCUCUCAGCUCCAGAAGUGUCCUGUCUGUGCCAGCGUUGUACCUGCAGCCGUGCAGUAUGAGGCGAGUGAGCGGGUCUGGGUCCGGGUGGUACGAGAGCGUGGCAGAUUCCGCUCCGGUCCACUUUACAGAGCAGCUCCUGAUUUCCAGCCAGCAGAUGACGGGGUUGCCGUGGUGGGCGGGGAUCAUCUGCACCACAGUGGCGCUUCGCACCGUCGUCACUUUGCCACUUGCCAUCUACCAGGCCGCCAUAAUCGCAAAGAUCGAAGCCUUGCAGAAGGAAAUAGCGGAGUUAGCACAGCGGCUACGCUACGAGAUCUCCGUCAGGGCCCAGGAGAAGGGCUGGUCUGAGAAAACCUGCAGGUACCAUUUUAAGAAGAAUCUGCGGAGGAUCGUCUCCGAACUCUACGUGAGGGACAACUGCCACCCCUUUAAGGCCAGUUUGCUCGUCUGGGUGCAGUUGCCCAUGUGGGUGAGCGUCUCUCUCGCCCUGCGUAACAUCAGCGUGGGAUUGGAACACGCCCCCUCAGGACUGCAGCAGCAGCUGGCAGCAGGUGGCGCUCUCUGGUUUCCGGACCUGACGGUACCAGACUCCACCUGGAUCAUCCCCGUGUCUCUGGGCCUCAUCAACCUGCUCAUCACUGAGGUUUAUGCCCUGAGCAAGCUUGAACAGUCAAAGUUCCAGAAGUACGUGACCAACGUUAUCAGAGGAAUCUCUCUGGUCAUGAUUCCUUUAGCCGCCACCGUCCCUUCCUCGAUGGCACUGUACUGGCUCAGCUCCAGCUGCAUUGGUCUGGCUCACAACCUCCUCCUGCGUUCCCCACGAUUCCGCUCUCUCUGCCGGAUCCCGCCGUCUCGCUCGGACUCUCACACUCCCUACAGGGACAUCGCUGCUGCCUUCGUCACCAAAUACAUGAAAUAAACUCACCGUCUGGCUUGGUCCGAUUCGGCAGUGAUACCAUCUGUCUUCUCUCUACUCCUGGACAUCAUGGAGGACAAGAGAUAAACAUUAAGACUGAAGGAUUUCCGGGAUACACGGUUUUAGUGUUGAGGUAGAAAUAUUUAGAAAGAAGUCCUGUAAACUUAGUGUGGGAGGAAAGUAAACUGAACCAAAGGCUCUUCUUCCUCUUUCAGCGUCUUCCUCUUUCUUUUGCUCCGGUUUUGGUUUUGAAUAUUGUCUGUGGAACAGAAUUUUAAAAGUAAAAAAUACACUGUAAAUCUUCUGAUGAUGCUAUUAUUGAUCAAAACAAAUCCUAAACAAUUAAAAAUCAUUUUUGAAUAAUUCUCACUGGAUUCAGGUUCUCCUAGGACGAGUUCAGAGGUCAUGAUUAUUGAUUAUCUGCGAUCACGAUAUUUCUGACACGACUUGAAGACAGCAAUAAACAUCACGAUUGCGACUUAAUUUUUUAUGAAUUGUGGGCGUGUCUAAAACAUCACCGGAGCUUAAUCACAACCUCCAGACCAGAAAACCUGAAAAAUGUUGUUGUUGUUGUUUUACUGUUAUUAUUACUAAUUAUUGUGUAUUCACAUUGACAAGAAUUUUCUGUUUGUUAAAUUUUUUAUGUGGCAU